AAAGUGCUAUUUAUCUGGGGUUUAUGCCUGUGCUUCUGGGCAAUGUUCCAACCGAAUUUGAUCUUGACUUUGUGCCAACCAGAGGACAUGUGCAAGGACAAACGAACAUAUGCGAACAAGACCAGAGGAAAAGACAAACAAAACCAGAAGGAAUGCCCCUGCAUGGUCACCCACCCAUAUGGCACCCCUGGCCGAUCCAUUGGAAUGCACGUUCUCGAAGCGGCUUCUAAUGGGGAAUGGACAGGGCCCUGGUCUGAUGACUCAAGUAAGUGGACCGAUGAGCGGAGAGAGAAGUUGGGUCACCAGAAAUCGAACGACGGCGCCUUUUGGAUGGAAGAUGAGGAUUGCGUUCACGUCCUGAAAAGGAUCCGCUUCAACCGGACUUUUGGGCCAACUUGGCAGUGCUGUGCUCAGUAUGGACAUUUUGGCAAAGCGCCACCCUACACGGCAAUGGCCAAGAAUAGCUACCGUGCCUGUGAGGAUGAUGAGAUCAGUUUCAAGCGCGGAGAUGUCAUUGAGGUCACAAAAGUUACGGGAGAGACAUGGCUCGUGGGAGUUCACAAGGAAACAGGGAAUAAGGGAUACUUCCGAAAGAAGGAUGUGGAUCUGAGAUGUGAAGAUACCUUCAAGUACGAGCUUACGGUAUCCAAUGUCUCCCCAGAUGCUCGCAUCAUUGUCGGCGUGUUUCGCCAGAACCAGAAGAAGAUGAGGGAGUGGUACAAGCGCAGGGAUGGCAUGCACUACAAAGAUACCGACUAUCCGACGGCAUACUUGCACAUCUAUGACGCAUCCGGCAAAAGGCUUGUCAAGCACAAACUUACGGACGACGACCGAUGUGGAUGGAAAUACUUGAAACCUUCAAGGGGGCCUUUCACCAUGUACAUCGCUUGCAAAUCCACCCAACACAAGCGCUUUGCCCUCUAUGCAUUUGCUCCUCAUGGGCAAUUGCGGUGGAAGCAGCUCGAGUGCGACCGUGGGAUCUUUGCGUCGGAGGUGGGAGGAGCAGGAGGCGCGGUGGACGAAAUUCGAGAGUUUAUCUAUGAUCAAACCCACACCGUCCUCAAUGAGUACUUCCACCUGGGCAAGGAGCUUUUGAGUGGAAAUCCCGAAAUUGCUGGAAAAAUCAUGGCAGUGGCCUCUACCGUUGGAGAGAUCAUCGACGCUGAGGGAAUCCGUGAUGUAGCUGAAGAUGCGGCCGAUCAGGUCAGGACAUUGAUGAAUUCUGACGAAGUUCAAAACGUGACAAGUCAGGUUGGUGAUCAGGCUCAGGAGCUUGCCAAUCAGGUUGGCAACUUGAUGAACAGGGCUUCCUCGUGGUUUGGUUGAAUGAAACGCAUGGACCGAGACGUUCUUAAUUACAAUUAUGCAUUUAUGUCCAGUUUCCAAAGGAAAUUGUGAGCGUAUCACCUUAUGUUUUCGUUUUCGCUGAUCACGGGCAAGAAAGCUCGAUUCAGAAAAGCGCAAGCCGAGCAA
This is a messenger RNA of Durusdinium trenchii, 1473 nucleotides long. Lineage: Eukaryota; Dinophyceae; Suessiales; Symbiodiniaceae. The record is from the annotation of a GenBank genome assembly.